This is a messenger RNA of Drosophila grimshawi, 1537 nucleotides long. RefSeq names its product alpha-(1,3)-fucosyltransferase C. Bases 384 to 1484 code for a protein of 366 amino acids. The record is from RefSeq and is a predicted model, not a curated record. Gene Ontology annotation, cellular component: membrane. NCBI's taxonomy places the organism in Eukaryota, Metazoa, Arthropoda, Insecta, Diptera, Drosophilidae. Gene Ontology annotation, molecular function: alpha-(1->3)-fucosyltransferase activity. The transcript is spliced from 3 exons.
GUCAGCAAUGUCUUAUUUGAGUGGCGCCAAAACACGACAUGACUCAACACGCACACCCAUUGAGAGAGAGAGAGAGUGUGGGUGUGAGAGCGAUUCAGGAAAUUGCGUGACGAAUUCGCAGCGCGAGCAGUGAAAGUGGCAGAUGAGUGAAAAACAAAUGAGUUCAGACACUAAGUAGCUCAAAUUGGAACAGGCUCUCAAGUUGCGGCACAUCAAUAACCAAGCAGUUAUCCAAAAUAGUAGUCGUAGUCCGACACCAACACCUAAUUAGGGUCCAAAAAGGCGACUGACAAGUUUAGCGCCACUAGCGCGGGUGGUCGAGGAGCGAGGAACGAGGAACGAGGCACGAAGAGGCACAAGGAGAACAAAAGCGGCCACCGGCAAUGGCAAUGGCAAUGGCGAAGUCUAAAAUCACUUUGAAUAAGGGCCAAGACAAAAUCUAUCUUACCUUGGCCAUUGGAAAGAGCAUCGUUUAUCUUUCAGUUAUAUUAUUACUGAUCCACUGCGGACGAUAUGUUCACGUGAUGAGAAGAGGAGCUAAGGAGUCCAGCGGCAAGGCUAUCCUCCUGUGGAGCGAGGGCGCGAUGACCAUUCCCAAUUGUGGCUGUCUGGUGACCAGUAAACGCAAUUAUGCCGGCGCAACGUUUGAGGCCAACGUCUUCAAUGGAGAUCGACCGUACUCCCUGAAGCGACUCGAUCGGAUCAGGCGUACCCCAAAUUUCCUGGCUGUCUAUGCUCUACGACAUCCCAAAAGCCUGUCGCGCGAUCCACUGUUGGGGCAUGGUAAAACAAUCUUCAACUUUACGAUGACUUAUCGCAGGGACUCGGAUGUGAUCUGGACAGAUUACUACUUUGCCGAAGAGCAUAGCAAAGAGGCGAGCUUCCUCGAAGAGGUGAACCAAUCGGUUGCCAAUUUACGCUCUCAGCUCCAGUCGAAAUCCGCUCUGGUAUUCUACAUGAUAUACGAAGUGAACAACAACUCUCUGCCCGAAAGUCUCUACCUGCAGGAGCUGAGAAAGUACCUGGAGCUGGAUGCCCAAAUCAGCUGUCAUGGCUAUCAUGAUUGCGCUCAAUAUAAAUUCAUGCUGAUCUUUGAGACCAGCACAUGUCCGGACUAUGUGCAUCCGCAGUUCUACACGGCAGUGGUCAACUUUGUGGUGCCGGUGAUAAUUGGUGGCGGGAAUCUUAGCCAGCUGGUGCCAACAGGGUGCUACAUCAGCGGCGGAGAUUUUGGCACACCCAAGCAGCUGGCUGAACAUCUGGUGGAGCUGUCGUCACAGCCGCAGCUGUACGAGCAAUUCUUCUGGUGGCAUUCCAUGUAUCGACUCCACAAGAGUCCGCAUCCCUUGUGCGCCCUCUGCCGCCAACUCGGUCGCGAGGUUCCGCGACGAGAGCGCCAACCUGGCGAGUUCCUUAAGUGGUGGACUGGAUACCAGUGUCCAACUCGCACCGAUCGUCUGGCCUCUUUGCAAUCUUCUGCCUGAUUCGACACACACACAUUCAACCCGAAUUAUAAUUGUCGCCUGCCAAAUUGGAA